This is a messenger RNA of Aaosphaeria arxii CBS 175.79, 2654 nucleotides long. RefSeq lists its product as uncharacterized. Gene Ontology annotation, cellular component: Golgi apparatus; membrane. Lineage: Eukaryota; Fungi; Ascomycota; Dothideomycetes; Pleosporales. The transcript is spliced from 4 exons. The record is from RefSeq and is a predicted model, not a curated record. Bases 398 to 2461 code for a protein of 687 amino acids. Gene Ontology annotation, biological process: protein localization to membrane; vacuolar transport.
CUUUUCCGUCUCCUCCGAACUGAGAAACUCGUAAUUCACCUUUAAUCACUCUAUUCGUCAAUAUUGAAGGCCACUAAUGGUCCAGCUCGAAUUGCAAAAUUCCCUCACUGAGAUCAUCAACAUCAACUUCUGCAUCCUCUUGCCCUCGCAUUGUUGAUUGAUCUCUACGCUCUUGCCCAUCUGCCCUCUGAAUGCAGUCGCGACCUCUUCCGGUCGCACGCGACACGCAACACGUCGUAGUUCUGCCUCUUCCUCUCAGCCGGCAUUUACUAUUCAACCCCAACCUGAAGCAAACUUUCGGAUAGCACACCAUCUUCAUUUCGCUGUCAUAACCUGGCAUCUUUGGGACAAUUGACUUUGUCUGUCACAUUACCUUUCAGCAGUCCUCUCAUACAGAAUGUAUACACACAUGCGCAGGUUCUUCGCUAUCAACUUUCUAUUGGUGCUCACGCACGCUUUCUACAUACCUGGGUUCUCAAUUAAAAGCUACCACGAUGGCGAGACAAUACCACUAUUUGUCAACAAAGUGUACUCCGAUCGUAGCGAACUCCAGUAUAGAUAUGCUGAUCUACCUUUCGUUUGUCCCCCCACCGGUCGAGUUCACACCGGACGUUUUACUAGCGGUGCCAGUAUAUCGUUAAACUUGGGAGAGGUCCUCCGUGGUGAUCGGAUAACGGUAUCAGAUUAUGAGCUAGUCAUGGGCAACGACGAGGAGGCACUUUUCCUUUGCAGCCAUACUAUGGAUGCUGCGGGCAUCAGGAAAACCAAAGAAUUGAUCCGGGAUGGCUACUUGGCAGAGUGGAUUGUGGACAACCUACCCGGUGCUACCAGUUAUCAAACAACAGAUAAGACUCGUAAAUACUACGCUGCAGGAUUCAAGCUCGGCGAGGAGGUGGCUUCGAAGGAGGGUCAGGAUCCUCAGUACUUCCUGAAUAAUCACGUCACGCUCGUCAUUCGCUUUCAUCGCGCACCUGGCCGGGACGGUCGACAUGGGAAGAAAGUCAUCGUGGGGUUCGAGGUGUUUCCGAAGAGCAUUGAGGCAGGCCACCGAAAAGCUAAUGGACUUCCUGAAGACAUCUCAAAUGUCGCCCAAGGAAUGAGUCUUAGCAGUCAAUUUCACGACGAGGGUUCCGAUAAUGUGACGCUGAAUAUCCCCUUCACUUAUUCGGUCUACUUUCGAGAAGAGGAUAGGUUAGAAUGGCAAAAUAGGUGGAGUAUGUACUUUGUCGCCCAGGAUGACAGUUCCAACAUCCAUUGGCUUGCAAUUAUCAACUCGCUCGUCAUCGCCGGACUUUUGACUACAGUGGUUGCAGUUAUCGUGGCCCAAACUCUGCAUAAAAAUAUCAAGGCUGGAGCAGAUGGCGAUAAACCGAGAAGCAACGUUGAUCAAAGGGUCAAAUCGCCCGGUCUUGAAAAGGGUGGGCUUCUCGAGCAACUCAGCGAUGCUGAAAUCAUCGGAGAUGCAUCAUCCGACGAUGUAGUAGUUGAUGACGCCUCUGGUUGGAAGCUGCUUCACGGCGAUGUGUUUCGCCCUCCACCCCAUGGCGGCCUGCUCGCUCCCUUGGUGGGUUCAGGAAUCCAACUCGUCCUCGUGGCUCUCGGUCUUCUCAUACUCAGCGCUCUUGGCUUGCUCAAUCCCAGCUUCCGCGGUGGAUAUGGGAGCGUAGGCAUAGGCCUCUUCGUUGCUGCUGGUCUCGUUUCUGGUUACGUCUCUGCUAGAGUUUACAAGACUUUUGGGGGACAAAUAUGGCAGAAAAACGUUUUUGUGACUGCCUCUCUUGUUCCGGGAUUACUCUUUGCAACCACAUUCUGCUUGAACCUCUUUGUGUGGGUCCAAGCCUCAAGUAACGCCAUACCGUUUACCACCCUUAUUUUGCUCGUCUGUUUAUGGCUUUUCAUACAGGUUCCACUUGUGUAUGUAGGAGGCUGGUACGGGUACACGGUCGCCGGUACAUGGACUCACCCCAUCAAAACCAAUUCGAUUCCCCGACAGAUCCCUCCCCAGCCUUGGUUUAUUAGGAACAUGCAGGCUAUUCUUCUCGGAGGAUUCAUACCAUUCGCGGUGAUAUUCAUCGAACUGAUGUUCGUAUUCAAGAAUUUAUGGCAGGACAAGAGCGGCUACUACUAUGUUUUCGGCUUUCUUAGCCUCAUAUCAAUCAUCCUACUUGUUACGGUCAUCGAGGUAGCAAUUGUCGCAACUUAUGUGCGGCUUUGCUCCGAGAAUCAUCAAUGGUGGUGGCAUUCAUUCAUGGUUGGCGGCAGUAGCUCUCUAUGGAUAUUUACGUACCUGGCAUGGUACUACUUCGCGAAAUUACACAUCACAGGCUUUGUGUCCAGUCUUCUCUUCUUUUGUUACGGAUUUCUCGCCUGCGCUGUCUAUGGAUUGCUCACUGGAACUGUGGGCUUUCUGGCUGCAUAUGUAUUUGUACAGAACAUGUACGCGGCUAUAAAAGUGGAUUGAUGCUUGCGCAGCGUCGACUUCUUUCAGCUUCUUCAGACAACGUCUUUACGGAAACUUUCAGAAACUCACGAUGAACAACCUAGAGCUUUAUCAGCUAAGCCUCCACCGUUGGCGUACACGCACUCUACAACUACAUGUCACGUACAACACCGGGACACUUUUUCAUAGAUGUAGACACCGAAUUGGCAUAGCA